AGACUACAACUAGUAGAUUUAAACUAUGAGAUUGUUUAACUUGUUUAAAACGAUCUCACAAUUUAUCAACGCUCAAAUACUUGAAAUUUAAUCUUCAUCUUAUUCUUAUCGUGUUGACAUUUGAACAUUUUGAGUCAAAAUUUGUAUCAUAGAUAAAAAAUUUAAUAUUAAUUUAUUAUUUUUAAAUAGUAAAUUAAUAAAAUUUGCAUAUGAAUUAAAUUUUAUUAUUUUCUGCGGCUGCACCACGUGUCACAAUACAAGUUGUCUACUUAAGUCAGUCGAAAUCCAAACUUGGCCUCAGUUCGAAUGAGGAAACUAACGACUGAAUAGCUCCUCAAAUAUAUAUAUGUUGGUACUCUUGUGUACUUUUUCUUUUUGCCAAUAUACAGAUAUUUAAAAAACAAUUUUCUAUUAUGAUUUUUAACGGUUUUAAUAUAAUUUAUAUAUUAUUAUUAACAAUAUUAUUUAAUAUAAAUUAUAAUACAAGUGCACAUGAUAUUUGUAAUAAAAAUUGGACCGAUUGUGAAAAUCCAUGGAUAACGAAAUUACAACAAAAAAAAUUUAACAAUGAUUUAAAUAAUAUUAAUUUCAAUUUUGGUGAACAAAUUAAACAAACAAAUUUUGAUAUUCCAUGGUUUUUAAAUAUACCAAUAUUACCAGUUUUAUUUGCAACAUCACCAACUCUACCAAAUGGUCAUUGUAAAAGACAAGCACAACGUUAUCUUCAAGAGCUACGAAAUGGAACACUUUGGGCAGCUAAAAUGUAUGAUUCUUCAGCAAAAUAUCCAGAUGGUAUAAUUGAUGGACAUGUUGGUCAUUUGGGUAAUUUCGAUGAAUGUUAUAAUUUAAAAGUUAAAAUACCAUCAUAUGAUGAUAAUAAUGAGUAUGAAGAAAUAAGUGGUAAUUAUUGUUUGGUUAAAAUUGAAUAUCAACAAUAUAAAAUACCAAUUAAUAAACAUGGUCCUCACACACUUGAUUUUGAUCCAAAUGGGUCAGUAUGGGAAGCAAUUCAGGAAAAAGGAGAUUUUCGUCGUGCAAAUAGAAAAAAAAUGGAAAUGGCACUUUGUGUACCAGCAACUUGCAGUGCUGAUGACAUUAAACAAGCAUUAUCAAAACCAUUGGAAAUAAUUGGCAAGGAUAAACAAAUAUUAGUUACAACUGGAAUUCGUGCUAACACGUGUCAAACACAAGGAGAUGAGCCUGAAUUCUCAAAUGCUGCCAAGGUCUACUGUUAUGUAAUAUUGGGACUUUUUUUAUUUACUGGAUUGGGAACGUGGUAUGAUGUAUCAAAAAAUAAAAUCUACAAUGAACAAUCGAAAAAAAAUGAUGCUGAUGUUAAUGAUGAUAAUGAUGUUUCAAUUAUUGGUGAUGUACUUUGUUGUUUUUCAGUUAAAAGAAAUUUUAAAAGUAUCACUGAUAUAACAUAUACUCAUCCAGGACUUGAUAGUAUUCAUUUUAUUAGAUUUUUAUUUAUGUGUAUGGCAAUAUUUGGACAUCGAAUGAUGGAAUUUUAUAAAUUGCCUGUCACCAAUAGUCGAUACCUCGAGGAAACUUACAAAUGGCGUUGGCUUAUUGUCAUGUAUAAUGGGCCAAUAAUAAUUGAAGUUUUUUUUGCAAUUGGUGGAUUAUUAGUAGCAUAUUUUCUACUUACUGAAUUAGAUAAAACUAAAAAACUUAAUUUUAUGGCAGCUAUAUUUAUUCGUUAUUUGAGGCUGACACCUCUUUAUCUUCUAGUUAUAAUGUUUAUAAGUUUAAUUUUACCUCACUUGGGCAAUGGACCUUACUGGCACUCCAAGGUUCUUCUGGAAAGCACAACUUGUUCAGAUAAUUGGUGGACAAAUAUGCUCUAUAUUAAUAACUAUGUCAAUGUCGAAAGAUUCUGCAUGUUUCAAACAUGGUAUCUUGCUGUUGAUUAUCAUCUAUAUAUCAUGGCACUUGUUGCUGUUUAUUUAUUUUGGAAAAUGCCACGUAAAAUUGGAUAUCCAUUUCUAAUUUCAAUUAUAAUUAUUGGUUGUACUGUACCAUUUUAUGUUACAUAUUAUCAAAAUGUUCCACCACUUUGGUUGGGUCUACCUUACCUCAGAGACAUCAGAGAAAUUAAAUAUUUCGUUGAGCAUUAUGUUAAAACUCAUGAACGUAUACCUUCAUAUUUUGUGGGUGUUGUUGCUGGAGCAAUAAUUUAUGAUCAUAGUUUAUCACCUUGGAGACUAGCUAAAGUAUGGUCAAGAACAUUGAUCAUUCUUUUUGGACUUGUUUUAAGUACAGCAACUCAAAGUAUGGCAUGGAAAUGGUAUGAUCCAAAUUACAUUGCAACACCACUGGAAUCUGCAUUGUACUCGAGUUUAAGUAGACCUGCUUUUGCAAUGUCCAUCAUUGCAAUUAUUGUUUUGCUUACAAUCGGUGAUGGAUUGGAGACAUAUCAUGCUAUAUUAAAGCCACGCUGGGUUCAGCCUCUAGCUAGGCUUGGCUAUGGGGCCUAUUUAAUUCACAAUAUUCUUCAAAUAUAUGACCUUGGUUUUACAAGGCAGACAAGAACAUUCUCGUUUCAUACCGGAAUAUUUGAAACUCUGACAGAUUUAAUUGUAACAUUUUCAAUUUCGCUUCUUUUAUCGUUGACGAUAGAGGGUCCUUUUAGGAGGCUGGAAAAGCGAUUUAUCAUGAAACAAAAACAUAAAAAAACUACAAUAAAAAAAGACACUGUCAUCGAAAACAAUGAAUUGGCUAAAAAAAUAAAUUAGUUGAUGAAAAAUAAUUUGAUUAUGACAUCAGUGCAAAGAAGUGUAAAAAAAAAAAAAAGAAAAAAAUAUAAUUGUAUCAUAUUUAAAUUAUUUUUAUAUAUUUAUGUUUUAAUUUGUAAAAAAAAAAAACUUGAUUAAUAAAGUAUUGUGCAGGUUCUAGUACUUGCUGUCAGGAAUAUUUUUCAGGA
This is a messenger RNA of Aphidius gifuensis, 2926 nucleotides long. Its product is annotated as nose resistant to fluoxetine protein 6-like. The record is from RefSeq and is a predicted model, not a curated record. The coding region runs from base 414 to 2738 and encodes 774 amino acids. Gene Ontology annotation, molecular function: acyltransferase activity, transferring groups other than amino-acyl groups. Lineage: Eukaryota; Metazoa; Arthropoda; Insecta; Hymenoptera; Braconidae. The transcript has 13 exons.